AUGAAAAAAUCUUCUUCACGAGGUUAUGCGCAAUCUCAUCAGAAUAGGGUAUCUUCCGAUGACGAAGAAAGUCGUAUUGACGAAACUGACGGUGAAUUUAUUGUUAGUCAAGAUGAUGAUGCUGGAGAAGUAAGAGGUUCAACUAGAGAUACAAGAAGAUUGGCAAUGGAACUUGAUCGUCAAGCUCUAGAGGCAGAAAAUCUUGAUGCUGAAGAGUUAGCUUUAAAGAUGACUCAACGCUAUGGACGUCGUCGUGAUCAAAUUAGUCAAAUGAAGUCUAGUAUACCUACACAAUUUACUGCAGGAGUAAAUCAACCAAAUUUAUUCGUUGUUCGUUGGAAAGAGAAAGAUGUCGUUCUUCAAUUUAUGAAGCAAUUUAAAGAAAGUCAAUAUUCACAACAUCCUAUUGAUAUUUUAUCGGCUACUUGUAGAGAUGCAUUAAAAGGAUAUGUAUAUGUUGAAGCCUGGAAAUUAGCACACGUACAAAAGGCUGUUCAAAAUAUGAAUAAUUUAUUUAAUUCUGCAAUAAAACUUGUACCAUUGGAAGAAAGAUCUCAAGUUUUAACUAUAAAAAGGAAAGAAAAAGGUCCUAAAGAAGGAUCCUGGGCUAGAGUCAGAAAAGGAAAAUAUGCUGGAGAUAUUGUCCAGAUUGCUUGGGUAUAUGAACAAAAUUCAAAUGAAGUAAAAAUCAGAUGCGUUCCUCGUGCUGACGAUAAAGGAACAGGACAAAAUAAUAUAUCGAAGAGAAAGAAACCUGCAAAUGCAACUGUUAAAGAUUUUGAUAAUGGAUAUACGGAAAGAGAUACGAAAAUCUCGAAUUUAAUAUGGGAUGCUAAUCCGACCAUGGAUGAAAUUAAAGAAUUUCUUUCGGCGGCCGACUCACAUACCAGAAAUUCUGAUGGACCUGCUACCUUGCCAAUAAAAGCUGUUUUCUUUCCUGGUGAUGAAGUUGAAAUUAUAUCAGGGUCCGAUCGAGGAGUUUACGGUUUCGUUGAAUCUGUGAAUAAAGAACAUAUCACUUUUAAUCGUGCAUCUUCAGGAAGGCAUCAAGUACAACAAGUGACAGUACAUUCAGAUCAAAUAGCUAAAAGGUUUAAUAUAGGGGAUCACGUUCAAGUACUCAACGGAUCUCAUCAAGGAGAAGCUGGAAUGAUUGUCAACAUCGACAAGAACAAGAAUUAUGUUACUCUUUGGUCUGAUAUUACAAAAUCCGAGAUUAAGGUAUUUUCCAAAGAUUUAAAAAAGAUAACAGAAGCAACUGUUUCGAAAACAUCUGGAUUAGAUUAUGCUGUUCAAGACUUCGUUCUUAAUAUUGAUCGAGGUAAAUACUCUGUAUUAGAUACAAAUGGGAAUACUUCGACUUAUAUACGCGAUGAAAUUAUCACGAAGGAAGAUACACGUCGAUUUUCUACAGCAAUUGGUCAAAAUCAAGUAUUAUUGAAAAUUGGUGAUGUAGUUACUGACACAUCUGCCGAAAACCGUGAAGGAAAGAUACUUCACUUUUUCCGUAAAUAUGCUUUCAUAUUAAGUCGUGGAGGUAUUAUUGAAAACGGUGGUAUUUUUAUGGGUUUGGCUCUCGAUAAACUUAAUCCUGAAGUUCUCGCUUCAAUGCCUGCCCAACCCCCUGCACAAUCUUAUAACCGACAAACGGUUACUAUUACCAAAGGUCCUUAUAAAGGGUAUCUAGGGAUAGUGAAAGAUACUACACCUGUAUUGGCUCGAGUAGAAUUGCAUACAAAUUGUAGCAUUGUUAACGUAGAAAAGACCAAAUUGGUCAAUGUUGAUACAAGUCGACCAGUAGUCUUACCGGAGCCUAGUACGAAUAGAAAUACUAGAGAAUUCAGUCCAGCACCUUCAAAUUAUUCAGGUUCAAGCUGGCAGUCAAGUAAUGUUAGAACACCUAAUACAUGGAAUGGUACUCGUACACCAUCAACAUGGAAUUCUUCCAUGACACCUAACACUAUUACUUCUGACGGUACACGUACUCCAUCUCAUGCAGAUGGAUCUAGAACACCCGCAGUUCAUUUGAAUGAUGGAUCUAGAACACCUGCAUGGGAUCUUGGUAGCAAAACUCCUGCGUAUGCUGGUUCUGAUGGUUCAAGAACUCCUGCUUGGGAUACUGGAAGUAGGACUCCAGCAUAUGUUGCAGAAAACCGUGCACGAACUCCGGCGUGGGAGGCUUCAUUUGCUGCAACACCUGCAGCUGCCGAAACUCCAAACUUUACAGCACCAACGCCAGCAGCUGAUACUCCAGGAUUCACUGCACCAACACCUGCUGCUGAUACUCCACUGUUUUCUGCACCAACUCCUGCAAAUUCAGGUAAUCUUAUGAUUCCUGCUACACCCGGUCCUGCUCCAAUGACACCAGCAAACUUGUUACCUCAAACACCAUUUGUACCUGCAAGCACGGUUCCAACGGCUGGUGAUUUUAGGCAGAUCAGACAAGAAACUAAUUCAAAUCCUAAUGAAUGGUUAACUUUGGAUAUACAAGUUCGUAUUAUACCCGAUAAAACUACCGGUACUUCCUUCGAAAACGGACAAUAUGACAACCGAACGGGCGUUAUUAGUAGUCUUGAAUCACAAACUACUUGUAUUGUUAAUUUGGAUGAUUCACAAGAACAGUGUUUUAUAGAUCAACAAUUUUUAGUGCCAGUACCUCCACAAAAGAAAGAAAAAAUCAAAAUGAUUGCAGGGGAUUUCAAAGGACAAUUAGGAAUUCUUGUUGGGGUGGAUGGUUUUGAUGGAGUUGUUAAAGUAAAAGGUGGAAAGGAUUUCAAAAUUGUAAAUAUGAGUAUGAUGGCUAAAUAUGUGGGAGAGGAAGUAGCUGAAGAAUAA
This is a messenger RNA of Diversispora eburnea, 2835 nucleotides long. The record is from the annotation of a GenBank genome assembly. Lineage: Eukaryota; Fungi; Glomeromycota; Glomeromycetes; Diversisporales; Diversisporaceae.